AUGUUUGUGUGGAUUAGGAAUUAUCUAAUGGGAAGGUUUGCAACCCUUAGAGAAAAGGUAGAUGGUUAUAAAAGACAAAUAAUGACAAAACCAUUAAGGAGAUUAGAUAGUGAGAUUGAAAAAAAAAAUGCUAGUUGGACAGCAACUUAUGUUGGUAGAUUAACCUUUCAAGUCACAAAUAUAUUGUUUACUGAUAGCUUUGUAGUGGAUUUGGAAAAACAAACAUGCUCUUGCAACUAUUGGAAACUUGUUGGGAUUCCUUGUAGACAUGAUGUGGUUGCCAUACAUAGGAAAGUUCCAGUCAAGAAAAUUGUACUUGUUCCCUAUGGGAUACCACCAAGGCCAGUCAAGGGAUGCCCACCCAGGCCAGAGGGAUGCCCGUAUAGAUGA
This is a messenger RNA of Lathyrus sativus (Indian pea), 390 nucleotides long. NCBI's taxonomy places the organism in Eukaryota, Viridiplantae, Streptophyta, Magnoliopsida, Fabales, Fabaceae. The record is from the annotation of a GenBank genome assembly.